Nothobranchius furzeri (turquoise killifish) is the source of this 3030-nucleotide messenger RNA. It is a transcript of the gene klhl38a, whose product is annotated as kelch-like family member 38a. The record is from RefSeq and is a predicted model, not a curated record. Lineage: Eukaryota; Metazoa; Chordata; Actinopteri; Cyprinodontiformes; Nothobranchiidae. Gene Ontology annotation, molecular function: protein binding.
CUCAUGGCAAUCUCCGCAGCGCCUAACUGGAAAACCAUGUCACUUCUCUUUGUCAUACUUCUGCUCUGACGUCUGCCUGGAUAAUUCCUUCAGUCCUUUUCAUUUUAAAACUUUUUUCUCAUCAGCUGAUCCUUUAUUGUGGAAAAGUUUUGAUACUCAGAGAUCAGAAGAUGGCCGUUAGACGACGGGAUGUUUUCUCUUUUAAAGACUCGGAGCUUCCCUGCCACCUCCUCAUCCAGCUCAACAUCCUUCGGCAGGAGCGCAUCCUGACGGACGUUCUGCUCUGCACCGAGCACCAGGAGAUCCCCUGCCACAGGAACAUCCUGGUGUCCAGCAGCCCCUACUUCCGCGCCAUGUUCUGCAACAACUUCCUGGAAAGCACCCAGGCCCGCGUGAACCUGAAGGGCAUCUCUUCAAAUGUGCUCACCGGCAUUGUGGACUACGUGUACACAGGCUGCAUCACUAUCACCAUGGAGAUUGUCCUGCCUCUCAUGCAGGCAGCGUCCAUGCUUCACUAUGGAGGUCUCUUUGAGGCCUGCUCCACGUUCCUCCAGGGGCAGCUGAGUCCAGAGAACUGUCUGAGCAUGAUCCGGCUCUCUGAGAUCCUUCACUGUGAAAGUCUGAAGGAGAAGGCCAAGGAGCUGGCGGUGAGGUGUUUCUCCGAUGUCGCUGCCACAGAGGACUUCUGCGAGCUGUCGCAGCCUGAGCUGAUGUGCUACCUGGAGGACGAUCGUCUCUGUGCCGAGGAGGAGCAAGUGUUUGAGACCCUCCUGGCAUGGAUCCACCACGACCCCUUCUCCAGACGAGGAGCCAUCCACGACCUCUUCAAGAAAGUGCGUCUGCGCUACAUCCAUCCAACCUACCUCUUCCAGUUUAUUGCCAACGACCCCCUGGUGCAGUCCUCCACCCUCUGCACUGAGAUCAUCGACUCGGUCCGCCGCCUCAUGCUCACAGCCAGCACCAAGUGCAGCCAUGAACUGAAGCCCCUCUGGACCACACCGAGACGUUACACAUGCAGAGAAACACUGGUGGUAGUUGGGGGACGCAAAAACAACGAGCAGACCUCCAGAGAAGCCUUGCUGUACGAUGAGCGGACUCAUCGUUGGCAAUGGUUGGCCAAGCUUCCUCUGCGCCUCUACAAAGCUGCGUACGUGUGCAUCCACAGCAUCCUGUACGUGCUCGGAGGCCUCAGCCUCUGCAUGGCUUCGGGCGACAGCUCGGUCAGCGCCACGGUUUACACGCUGUCCCUGAAAACCAACCAGUGGAGGACCGCCGAGCCCAUGCUGGAGCCUCGGUUCGCCCACCAAAGUGUGUCUUAUCUGCACUUCAUCUUUGUGUUAGGAGGAAUCGGGGUGGACAAGCAAAUCUCUCAGUCAGUCGAGAGGUACAACAGCAUGUUCAAUCAGUGGGAGGCCGUGGCACCGAUGCCCACAGCUGUGCUUCAUCCAGCUGUUGCAGCAAGCGACCAGAGGAUCUAUGUUUUUGGAGGGGAGGACGCCAUGCAGAACCCAGUCAGGCUCAUUCAGGUGUAUCACAUCUCUCGGAACCUGUGGUCCAGGCUGGAGACGAGAACGGUGAAAAACGUUUGUGCUCCAGCUGCAGUCAUAGAGGACAAGAUCUACAUUGUCGGAGGCUACACCAGGAGAAUGAUUGCCUACGACACCAAAGCCAACAAAUUUAUCAAGUGUGAGAAUCUCAAGGAGCGGAGGAUGCACCACAGCGCCACCGUGAUCAACAACAAGCUCUACGUCACCGGGGGACGCAUCCUGAAUGGCCACGACGUCAUCGAGGACUCGGACUGCUUCGAGUGCUACGACCCAAAAACGGACGUUUGGACUUCAAAAGGUUCUCUGCCCUACAAACUGUUCGACCACGGCUCUCUGCCGCUCGUCUGUGUCUCCAACCGACCCAAUCCACCAUGACCAGAACCUGGGGGCUUUGCUUUAUCUACCUUUAUCAGUGGUUCACCACUUCAGGCCGGCAGCCAGCUCAGUCUCAGUGGGAUGUUUGGCUACGCUGACUUCAUCUGAAUCAAGGGAAGCCUGUAAAAAGGUGCAACUGCGGCACGGCCUUGAGAGCUUUGAGAUGACGGAGGCUGUUCAGGCUCGUUCAUCAUGAAGAAAAGCUCUUCGCACUGAUGUUUUAUCCCAUUUGAUGCUAAACGUUAAAGUUUUAACUCCCCAGACAAAGUGGCAGCUGUACUUGAACACCGAGUAAACUGUGUCUGAGAUCUCCUGCCUUGUAAAAGUGGCACUUGUUGAUUUGCAUGGAUGAAAUACGGUCUCACCAGAUUAUGACUUUUCCAGACAUAGAAUAUUUAUUCUGUAAAAUUAUGUAUUUGAAAUGAUUUGAAUUAAAACACACCAGUAAAAAUGUCAUCCUUUCAGCUACAAAAUUUCAUCUUGAAAAAAGUUAACAUCAGAAUUUCAACAGCAAGAAAAUGAAGUGACUUUCUGGCGAUCCAAGCCAAAGUCGUGCUGCGUUCGAUUCCUCGCAACUCAGACAUUCUGAAAAGUCACCUGAAACGCCCCAACGUCAGACCUCUCAGUCGUAAAGUACCCUGAACAUCCAAAUGGCAGUUUUCUGUAUCAACACCAUAGUUUUGGUUGAAACAUGUUUAUUUUAACCAGACACACGUAUCAGUGUGCAUUUAAAACAUGCAACUCUAAGCUGCAGAUGAGCUACAGAUGUGUUAAAGAGCAAGUCACCCCCAAAUCAACUUUUUUUUCUGAUAAACUAUAUAAAUGUGUGUCUAAUUGUGCUGCAGACACGUGUAGUCAAUAGUUUUGCACUUUAGUGCAUCUUAGUUAAAAUUUAAAUAUUCUGCCUAAAACUGUCAGCGAUGCACCGUCGUCAGGUAAAAUCUCUGCAUCGCAUUUGAAUUUAAAUCUGCCAUCGUUAUUGGCUAAGAGGUACCCUAGAACGUUAGCUGGUACCAUAUGAUGUCACAAUGUCAUUGUGAGCCUGUGUGUGUGUAUUUGUUAGCGGCUCCGUCCUCUCGGUCUGCUAGGCAACAGCAUUUAUUGCAUU